AUGUCGGGGUAUCCAAGCAAUUCGGCGGCUGUAGUGGCUGCUCAGCAGCAACAGCAACAACAACAACAACAACAGCAACAACAACAGCAACAACAGCAACAACAACAACAACAACAAAGACAUCAACAAAGACUCAAUGAACUCUUGGAUGCAGUCAAACAAGAGUUUGACUUUGCAUUGAAUGAAGCUUCAUCCUUCAAGCAAGUCAAGGAGGACUAUGAUCUUAAGUACAACCAACAAACUGCAGAAAUGCAACAAAUCAGACAAUCUGUUUAUGAACUUGAGAUGGCUCAUAGAAAGAUUAAGGAGGCUUAUGAAGAUGAAAUCUUGAGAUUAAAGACUGAAUUGGAAAGCAGAGAUCGUGCUGCCGCCCAACAAUCGGCUGCUGUCGCUGCCGCUCCUCCAAACGGUCUGGCUCCAUUUGGUGGAUACCAUCGUCCUGAAACUGGAGCUGCCCCAGGUGCUGCUGCUACUACUGGCACUGCUCCUGGCGCUCCUGGCGCACCAGUCCCUACCACCUCUUCACAAUUACCCCCACCACUCAAACAAUCACCUCCAAAGGAAUCUCCUCAAGUCCCAAAGAUAGAACCAGUUUCUAUCAAUAAGGACACUACUGCUGUCCCAGCAGUUGCUGCCAUUGCUGGUGGUUCUGGUGGUCUUUCCAACGUUCCUCCACAAACUUCUAACCAAAUUGCCCCAAUCACCGAACCAACUUCCACAACCUCCACCGCUCUUACUGUCGUUGACAAGCAACAAUACAUUGUCAACCCAGCUCAAAAGGCCUUACACGUUAAGGAAAUCCCACCUUUCUUGCAAGACUUGGAUAUUAACAAGGCUUCACCAGAAUUCACCAAACAAAAUCCAGAUUACUUUGUUUUGUACAACCCAGCAUUCGAAAGAAAUAUGGAAAUUGAUUUGAUUCAUUCUUUGGAUCAUUCCUCUGUCGUUUGUUGUGUUCGGUUCUCCAAAUCUGGUGAAUUUAUUGCUACUGGUUGUAACAAGACUACUCAAGUUUUUAAUGUCAAGACUGGUGAAUUGGUUGCCAAGUUGAUUGAUGACAAUUCCACCAACAGUCUUAAUGGUGCCAAUGGUGCAAAUGGUAACGAAUCCGGUGAAAAGGGUGGUGCUCAAGGUCAAGUGGCCACCACUGCUUCUCCCUCUUCUUCUGCUGCCGCCAACACCAAUGGUGAUCUCUACAUCAGAUCUGUAUGUUUCUCUCCAGAUGGUAAACUUCUUGCCACUGGUGCUGAAGAUAAAUUGAUUAGAAUUUGGGAUUUGGCCACCAAGAGAAUCAUUAAGAUCUUACGAGGCCAUGAACAAGAUAUUUAUUCUUUGGAAUUCUUCCCCGAUGGGAAUAGAUUGGUUAGUGGAUCUGGUGAUAGAACCGUUAGAAUCUGGGAUUUAAGAUCUUCUCAAUGUUCGUUGACCCUUUCCAUAGAAGAUGGUGUCACCACCGUGGCCGUGUCCCCCGAUGGACUGCUCAUUGCUGCCGGUUCCUUGGACAGAACCGUUAGAGUCUGGGAUUCAACCACUGGAUUCUUGGUGGAAAGAUUGGAUUCCGGUAAUGAAAACGGGAACGGUCAUGAAGAUUCCGUUUAUUCGGUUGUUUUCUCCGCCAAUGGGAAACAACUUGUUUCUGGAUGUUUGGACAGAACUGUCAAGUUGUGGAAUUUGGAAGGAAAGCAGGACUCUUCUGUUUCUCCAACCGCUAACAGUUUAAGUUCCAGAAAAUCUUCAUGUGAAGUGACUUACAUUGGACAUACGGAUUUCGUUUUAUCUGUUUGUCUUACUGCCAAAAAUGAAUACGUCAUUUCUGGUUCCAAAGAUCGUGGGGUUAUUUUCUGGGAUGAAGUUUCUGGAAACCCAUUGUUGAUGUUGCAAGGUCACCGUAACUCGGUUAUUUCCGUCGCAGUUAGCUCUAACUCUGAUGCCACCGAGGGUAUUUUCGCCACCGGUAGUGGUGAUUGUAAGGCCAGAUUAUGGAGAUGGAAGAAGAAAUAA
Messenger RNA from [Candida] anglica, 2001 nucleotides. Lineage: Eukaryota; Fungi; Ascomycota; Pichiomycetes; Serinales; Debaryomycetaceae. The record is from the annotation of a GenBank genome assembly.